AUGCCUUCAGCAGCCAUCUCGGAUAACCCUGACUUCGUUCCGGUUGCCAAAUGGCCUACCCUAGAGGCCAUGGCCACCGGUUUUCGGGAGCACCUUAUGCCUGCGUCUAGCAAACUACAGGGCCGAACCAUCAUUCACAAAUUUGACAAUGGCAUGAAAAUCUCACAUAAGUUUGCCACCGACUCUUUGGAAUGGAUGACCCUUGAGGGCGAAGACAAAGGCAAAUCUAGAACGGCCGACUAUGAAGCUUUUGAGGUCCGACCCGAUGUUUUCUUCAUCGACUUCCUCAAGCCUGGGUACAACGAGGUUGUCACAAUGAUAGCGGAUUUGACUACUGGUCAGGCCAUCACAGGUGUCUCGGGGUUCAAAGGCCAAGACACUCAGCGUCGAACGUACACUGCUUUCAUGAACGCCACCGCCUUUCAAGACCAACCUGUGCAAGCAUUCCCCUUUACUGAAGACCUGAUCGGCAAGCACAUCCUCUACCGCUACAGCUCAAAGGAUGCGUAUGAACACAUUUACCUCAACAAGGGCACAUUCGUUUGGCACUGUCUAGACGGGACCGAGAGAGGUCUCGCCGAUGCGGAAGAGUGCAAGAUGCUCAAGUUGCGAGAUGGAUUGUACCUUCUGUUCUGGACUGAGACAAUCAUGCCUGUGGAAAGCUUGGUUGUGAUUGAUUUGGAGCAUAUGCGAUCAACGGGGAGGUUCUACUGUUGGGAUCCUCAGCCGAGGGAGGCUGUCCAUGUCAGUUUUGGGUCGCAUGCUACGAUUAUGGCAGAAACCUCGCCUAUGCAGACUUUAAUGCAGGUCUCCUAG
Messenger RNA from Fusarium venenatum, 816 nucleotides. Its product is annotated as molybdenum cofactor biosynthesis protein F. The record is from RefSeq and is a predicted model, not a curated record. Lineage: Eukaryota; Fungi; Ascomycota; Sordariomycetes; Hypocreales; Nectriaceae.